This is a messenger RNA of Syzygium oleosum, 712 nucleotides long. RefSeq lists its product as uncharacterized. The transcript has 3 exons. The coding region runs from base 106 to 477 and encodes 123 amino acids. The record is from RefSeq and is a predicted model, not a curated record. NCBI's taxonomy places the organism in Eukaryota, Viridiplantae, Streptophyta, Magnoliopsida, Myrtales, Myrtaceae.
AAAACAAAUGCAAAAGAUAAAUCAUGAUACUUCCCUCAACUUUCUCCUCAUCUUCUCCUUGUAGUAUUAGAGCUCAACAUUGUUUUUUGACAUGCACUUUCCUCAAUGGUUCUCAGCUUACAAAAGGACCGUCAAGAAAGAUCUUCAUCUUUGGACCUUUUGAGUCAUCCUUUCAUCAAAAAGUUUGAAGACAAGGAUAUUGAUCUCGGGAUUCUCGUAGGUAGCUUGGAACCUCCGUGCAUGAUGUCUUCAUCCAGUGUGAAUGAAGAUAAUUGGAGCAGAUUGACCUUUCAAAAUAGAAUGUGCAAGUGUGGUAGGCGUGCUGCCGUGAGAAUUUCAGAUCUAUCAAAAACAAACAUAAGCUCUACUAUACUUGUGAGGAUAAGAAGUGUAACUUCUUUUCUCAGUGUUUUCCUACAAGCGAUGUGGCUUAUUGUUUCACGAAGGCUCCGCCUGCAAUAUUUGAAGAUGACAUGAGAAGCAUUAAGUAAUUACUUGAGCAUUUGAAAGAUGAACACAAGAAGACUGAUCAGAAGCUGCAGGGAUUGAGUCAUAAUGUGCACCAUUUAAGUGUCUUGCAAGUUAGGUGUAUUUUUUUUUGUUUGUCUAUUAUGUAUAUUAUGUGUUGUUUUAUUAGGACUACUUGUCCAGAAAAACUAGAUGGUUGGAACUUGUAAUUUUGCUAGCUUGAAUCAAACAUUAUGUUGCGUUG